AUGUAGUUGUCAAAAUAAGAAGCAAUACUAAAGGAAUUAUUUGAAGAUGAUUAUUUUACUCAAAUAAUUGCACAUCCUUCUGUACAAUCACCAUAUGAAGAAUUAACAUGUGCUAUUUGUUAUAAUCUCUUUGAUAUUCCAAUCAUUUUACCAGAUUGUAAACAUACAUUUUGCAGAGACUGUCUUGAUGAAUGGGUUAGUAAAUAAGCAAUGAAUUGUCCUCUUUGUAGAAUAGAUGUUUCACAUUAUUUAAGUAUUCAUAUCUAUAAGAUUAUUAAAGCAAAUAAAUAAUUGAAAUUUAGUCUUAUUGAUUUUAAUACUAUGUUUUUGAUUGAUAACAUUGAAGUUAAAUGUCCUAAUUGUAAUUGGAAAGGUAAAACUAAAGAUCUUAAACUUCAUUAAUAAAAAUAUUGUAAUCUUAUGUCAUGUCCAUUAAAUUGUAAUUUAAAAUUCACCUCAUAAGAACUUGAAUUUCAUAAAGAUAUUUGUCAAUAUAGAAUUAUUAAAUGUCCAUAAUAUUGUGGUGAAGAAUUUGAGGCUCAUAAAAUAUUUAAUCAUCUCUAAAACUGUAUGUACACUUAUAAAGAAUGCAAUAAAUGUAAUUGUAUUUUAUAAGGUAUAAAAAUGUUGAAUCAUAAUUGUAAUAUUGAUUCUUGUAGAAAUUCUUAAUUUGGAUGUAAAAAAUAAGAAUUGCAUUCAAAUUGUGAUUUUGAAUUAAAUUAUUGUAAGAAUUGUUACCAUUUCUUAAUGAAUAAAGAUUUGUAGACUCAUACAUGUUAAAUUUAGAAUACCAUAUAAGAAGUUUUAAAAUCCUAUUAAAAUCAAUUGCUAGAAUCUUUAUAACCAGUUAAACAUGAUCUUAAACUAUUAGAAAAUGCAAUGAAAAAAUGUCAAUAAGAGUCAAUAUUAUUAUUAGAUGUACCAGCUGAUAAAGUAAAUAUUGUUGAAAUAUUAUAAUAAUUUGGACCAAUUUAAAAUAUGAAAUAAUAUCUGAACUUCCCUAAUCUUGACUAAAAGAAAGUAGCUGUUAGAUAUUUCAAUGUAAAUUCUGCACUUUGUUGUAAGAAAUAUAUUAAAAUAUUUGGAAUAACAACUUAAUCUUUGGAAAUAGGAUAAAAAUAAAUUAAACAAUUACCAAAAUAAAAAAUUUCAUGA
Molecule: messenger RNA, 1155 nt
Organism: Paramecium pentaurelia
Lineage: Eukaryota; Ciliophora; Oligohymenophorea; Peniculida; Parameciidae
Source: the annotation of a GenBank genome assembly